UGCGUGCGCACGCGCGCGCACCACACUGGCAUCAGUCUCAACAAGGGACCCACCCCUCUGCAGUGACCAUAACAGUUGUGCCCUGAGCAGCGUGUCCAGACAUGACCCCCACCCGUGGGUCUGUCUUCUCCUGCUCUGACUUGCUCACCUGCUCUGCUGCCUGGUGGCGGCCUGCACUGUGGGCUGCUGCUUGCUGGGGAGCCUGUGCUGUGAGCUGUGCUGCCCCGUGUUGCAGUGUUCACCCGCCAAGCCUCAGUUCUAGGUUCAGCUGAGCAGAGUUGGCAGUUUAAAGAAUUUCUAGGCAAUUGGGAGCAGGACUGCGGGGUUGGGGCCUCCUUAAAUGAGUCCUGGGUGAAUGUCUUUCCUGGGAUUUAUCUGUGUGUUAGAGCGAAGCUGUGACAGAGGCUGUCGUGGCCUGACAUUCACCAGGGAUGGAGGUGUAGACAGGGACUAUAGCCUGUGCAAGAGGUGGGUCCAUCAGAUGGUCACUCCUGAAAGAGCUGUCAUUUAAAAGAAAAAGAGAAGAGAAGGGGAAAGGCAGGCAGUAGGUGGUGGGCUGAGUCCACACUCCUAACACCAGAGGGCUCACCUGGACCCUUAAGUACCUCUGCUACUGCUGCCCCUGCCUCUACUGCCACAAAGAUCCUGACCUUCGGGUUAUAGGGGACAACACUCAUGGCUCCCGUGUGGCACAACGUAUUAGUUCAAACCUGACUUAAGUCCGGAAUUGAAACCGUAUAAAGAACCAGUUGUCACAGGGGAGGCUCCUAACCCUGAUGGCACUGUUUUGAGGCUCUUGGAUGGAAAAAAAUUUAUAAAUACCAGUGUAGAGAGGUACUCCUUCCACUGAAGUGUAUACCGAGAUGAAGAAAACUAAUAUUCAACAGGAAAGAUCAGGAGGAAGGGAACAAUAGAUAAAAUACUGAAACAAAGGUCCACAAUUUGACCCAAUUGGAAAUCCAAAAUAUACUGAAAAAAUUUACAUAACAAAACAGGUACACUGGUUGGCUUUUGGGCCUGUACAACAUAGGUUCUGAAUUAAUUUUGCCAUCUGAUGUAAUGCACUAAUUCAGAAACCUUCAAGCAGUUAAUCAAUACUAGGUGUCAAAUUACAGUUAUACCUGGGAUCCCACUAAAUUUAAGGAAGGUGCCUCGAUGAUCUUAUGGGUGUUAAUGAAUAUAAUAUAGAUGACAAAUGGGACAAAUGUUUCAUCUUUAGCCUUCAGAACUAUGGUCUAAAUUCUCCAUGGUCAUAACACACAUUGUCCUAAAAUAUCCCAUAGUGAGCUGGGAAGCUCUGAUCCAGUGAUCAAGAAUUAAAGUUAAAAGAGUUAUUUGCCACUUACAAAUUGGCUUGACACAUUGGGACCCCAGGGACCUUACCUCCAAAAUCAAGCAGUUAAAAUGGCCCAAUGGCCAUUACCCAGGGCUUUGAAGGAUUGAAAACUGUAUGGGAAACCUAGGUAGUGAAGGGUUGAUUAUUCCCAGUGCUGCUUUUAACAGCCCAAUUUGUCCUGUUAUUAAACCUGGAAAGAACGAGUGGUACAUCAGAGUGGUUUACCUCAACUUGAGGCUAUGGUUGCACAGAGAUCUUUCUAUUCUACUUCCCAACAGUAUGCAAAUUACUACAACCAAUCAGCAAUUGAUAAAUAUCCUGCUCUCACAGAUUUGGCUAAGUCUGUUCUGCCAGUGCCUAUGUCACCAGCCUCUCAGCUGCACUUGGCCUUCGCCUCUGAAGGGACAUGAUGCACCUUUACUAGGUUGUCCUCAUGGAUCUUCAACAGCUGUGCCCUCCCACACAGUUAUUGCAGCAGGAUCUGAAAUGCAUCCUGGUUUCUCCAAGAACACAGGACUCAGUGGCCAUUGAGGAUGUGGCUGUGAACUUCACCCCAGAGGAGUGGUCUUUACUGGAUCCUUCACAGAAGAAACUCUACAGAGAUGUGAUGUGGGAAACCUUCAGGAACCUGACCUCAAUAGGAAAAGCAUGGGAAGAUCAUAAUAUUGAAGGUCACUACAAAUACCAAGAGAGAAUACAAAGAAGUCAUAUGGUAGGGAGACUCUGUGAAAGUGAAGAGGGUAGUCAGUGUGGAGAAAACAGCUGUAUUUCAAAUCUCAGUCUCAACAAGAAAACUACAGGAGCUAAACCACGUGACUGCAGUGAAUGUGGAAAAGUACAUCAUUCAUCCCUUAUUAGGCACAUUAGAUGUCACACUGAACACAAACCGUAUGACUAUGAAAACUAUGGAGAGAAGCCAUAUAAAUGUAAGGAAUGUGGGAAAGCCUUCACUUUUCCCAGUUUUCUUCAAAUACAUGAAAGAACUCAUACUGGAGAGAAACCUUAUAAAUGUAAAAUAUGUGGUAAAGCCUUCCGUUUAUCCCAUGGUUUUAAACUACAUGAAAGAAUUCAUACUGGAGAGAAACCAUAUGAAUGUAAAAAAUGCAGUAAAGCAUUCAUUUCUUCUGGUUCUCUUCAAAAACAUGAAAGAACUCAUACUGGAGAGAAACCCUAUGAAUGUAAAAUAUGUGGUAAAGCCUUCCGGUUAUCCCAUGGUUUUAAACUACAUGAAAGAAUUCAUACUGGAGAGAAACCUCAUGAAUGUAAAAAAUGCAGUAAAGCAUUCACUUCUUCUACUUCUCUUCAAAUACAUGAAAGAACUCACACUGGAGAGAAACCCUAUGAAUGUAAAGAAUGCAGGAAAGCCUUCAGUUGUAUUAGUUCUCUUCGAAAACAUGAAAUAACUCACAGAGGAGAGAAACCUCAUGAAUGUAAAAAAUGCGGUAAGGCGUUCACUUCUUCUAGUUCUCUUCAAAACCAUGAAAGAACUCAUACUGGAGAGAAACCUCGUGAAUGUAAAAUAUGUGGUAAAGCCUUAAGUUUAUCCUAUAGCGUUAAAGUACACGAAAGAAUUCAUACUGGAGAGAAACCAUAUCAGUGUAAAAAAUGCAGUAAAGCAUUCACUUCAGCCGGUUCUCUUCAUGUACAUGAAAGGAUUCACACUGGAGAGAAACCCUAUGAAUGUAAGGAAUGUGGGAGAGCCUUCAGUUAUAAUAGUUCUCUUCGAAAACAUGAAAUAACUCACACUGGAGAGAAACCUCAUAAAUGUGAAAAAUGCGGUAAAGCAUUCACCUCUUCCAGUUCUCUUCGAGUACAUGAAAGAAUUCACACUGGAGAGAAACCCUAUGAAUGUAAAAACUGCAGUAAAGCAUUCACCUCUUCCAGUUCUCUUCGAGUACAUGAAAGAAUUCACACUGGAGAGAAACUGUAUGAAUGUAAAAAAUGCAGUAAAGCAUUCAGUUGUACAAGUGCUCUUCAAGAACAUGAAAGAACUCAUACUGGAGAGAAAACUUAUGAAUGUAAAAUAUGUGGUAAGGCCUUCCGUUUUUCCAGUAAUAUUCAAGUACAUGAAAGAAUUCAUACUGGAGAGAAAGCUUAUGAAUGUAAAAAAUGUAGUAAAACAUUCACUUCUUCCACUUCUCUUCAAAAACAUGAAAGAAAUCAUACUAGAUAGAAACCGUCUGAAUGUAAAAAUGUAGUAAAGCGUUUAGUUUUCUCAGUUCACUUCCAGGACAUGAAAGAAGUCACACUGGAGAGAAAUCCUGUGAAUGUCAGUAAAAUGGGAAAGUCUUUAAUUCUUGUGGAAACUUUCAAGGAUAUGUGCAAAUGCACACUAGAGGAAAAACUAUGUAAAUGUAAAGAAUGUGGGCAAGCCUUUUCUCAUCCAGUUCUCUGUGAAGGCAUGAAAGGACUCACUUGAUCAAAACCUCUUGAAUGUAAAUAGUGUGGAAAGGACUUCAAUUGGCCUACAUCCUUCUAUGUGAAACUCCCACGAAAAAGAAAUAAAAAUAUAAGUCAUAAGAGAAAGCUUGAUGGAAAUUAAUGUGCAUAUAAUGUUGUAGAAAACUUUCAACAUGAAAGAUUUGUUAUAAAAGUUGUAAACAUAUUGUGUUUACCAAGCCUCUUUCCCAAAGUCCAACAUUGAAUUGUGGAUUUCUAUUAAUAACUUUCAGAAAUGAAUACUGAGGUGAGAUAAUUCUGUGAGUCCUUCAUUAGUACUACACAAAGAUUAAUAGGUGGUGCUUUUUUCUUAAAUCAGUUAAUAAUAUUUUCUCUUUACUUCUUUUAAAAUAUUUUAAUUGUUCUGUGUUAGGGGCCCAUUGAAAAAUGAUGGUUUGUAGUCCAUGGGUUUUUUUUAAUAGCCUUGAAUUGCAGUUCCCGGAUAUGCCUAAUCCAUUGUGCAUUUUGUACCUUUAUUAGAGAAAGCUCCUGUUCUGGAGUGGUGGGUAUAGGAGCCUGUUUUUAUUUUCCACACUAUUAAACAGUUGGAAUAAAUUGUUAUGUAUGGCAAGA
Molecule: messenger RNA, 4348 nt
Organism: Diceros bicornis minor
Lineage: Eukaryota; Metazoa; Chordata; Mammalia; Perissodactyla; Rhinocerotidae
Product: zinc finger protein 709-like
Exons: 4
Coding region: 1770-3509 (579 amino acids)
Biological process (GO): regulation of DNA-templated transcription
Source: RefSeq, a predicted model, not a curated record